Molecule: messenger RNA, 2288 nt
Organism: Topomyia yanbarensis
Lineage: Eukaryota; Metazoa; Arthropoda; Insecta; Diptera; Culicidae
Gene: cbt
Product: Krueppel-like factor 11
Exons: 2
Coding region: 351-1682 (443 amino acids)
Biological process (GO): regulation of transcription by RNA polymerase II
Molecular function (GO): DNA-binding transcription factor activity, RNA polymerase II-specific; RNA polymerase II cis-regulatory region sequence-specific DNA binding
Source: RefSeq, a predicted model, not a curated record
CCUAAACAAAGGCUUACAACAUUCUGUGCCGUCGAAGAAAGCGGACGUGUAAAGUGAAAAGUGCGAAAUUUUGGCUCUCUUCCCCAAGUAAAGGAAAAAAUACACUACCAGCAGCAGCAGCAUUGCAAGAGAAGUGCAAGUGCUUCAGAAUAAAAGGCAAUAUUAAAUUGGUGAUAAAAGACGAAUUGUGUGAUUGCGAAUUUCGGAAAGUAUAAAAACCAGUGUUAUAAAGUUAUAACAGACCACAGGAAAAAGGAGCUGUUAGUUGCAACUGAAACUUGGGCAUAGUGCAAGUGUUUAGUGCUAGUGACAAUCACUUGAACGGAAUAAGUUAUAUACACGCAGUAAAUAUGGGAGAUACAGGAAUACUACUGUCGCCGCCAGCAACGCCACCACUAGACACCGGUAGAGACACUAAGACUUCCAACGAGGUGAAGCAAGCGCUCAAACGCAAAUUGGAACAACACCAGGCCCCGCGUGUCCCUGAAAUGCAGACCAAAGGCUUCGCAACACCCAACCAUUCGGAUCUGUCGGAGGAUGAAUCUGACCUGCCGCCGCGGAAGCGUCUCUACGUGCGCGACCCGGUUCAGCUUGAGCAACACUAUCACCACAAUCUGUCCACAUCGAUGACACCACCACCGUCGGAUUUUUCCGGCUCGGAAGACGAGAACACCAAAUCGUCCGAAGAUGCACAGUCGGUGGCACCUCAACGUGAAAGUGUUAUUAUGCGGAUCAACAAGGACGGGUCCUGUACGGCCGCUAGCGAAGCCAAAGAGGAUGAAAACAACCUGAACGUGUUUCGUUGCGUCAAAUACAAAAUGGGCCGUCGAUCUCCGUUCGAGAAGCGACCGGAACCGACCGAGUCUCCCGCUAGGUUCGAAGUCACGCACCAACAGACCGACAGUGAUUUCGCCGAGCGCGUUGGCACGCGAGAACCCAUGCCAACCGGUGCCCCAAGCCGAGUAUUAGAGCAAAGCCAGAAGUAUGUACCUGUCGCUACUCAAGCCGUCAUUCCUCCAGUUCCGAAAGCUAACCCAUCAUCAGUCAAACCGCAAACCUCGCUCCCUGUCAUCGCACCAAAAAUCCCCCAAAUCAUCCUUGCCACCCAGAACGGUUUCAUCCUGGUGCCGCCACAAAUCUCACAGAACCUUCUGGCCACCGGCAACGGUAAAGCUAUUCUGGUCCCGCAACCCGCGAACGCUUGCGCUCAACCUUCACUGCCUGCCGCUGGUGCAGCAGCACCCCAGAAACCGGAACGCCGACGAAUCUACGAGUGCGAGCAUCCGAACUGCGGCAAAAACUACUUCAAAUCAAGUCACCUUAAGGCCCACCAGCGCAUCCACACGGGCGAGCGUCCGUUCAUGUGCAAGUGGUCCGACUGUGGUCGCCGGUUUUCCCGAUCCGACGAACUGUCCCGUCACAAGCGUACUCACACCGGCGAGAAGAAAUUCGUCUGCCCCGUCUGUCAGCGACGUUUCAUGCGAUCGGAUCAUCUGUCCAAGCACGUCAAACGUCACAACAAGGACAAGAGUCAGAAGGGUCAGCAGCAGCAACAGCAACAGCCCCAGGUUGAUCUAGUACGUUCGCUUUACCCGGUCCCGCUGUACCAGCAGGACACCGUUCCGGUACAGUUCGUCACGGCUGCAGCGCCUACUGAGAUUCGCGUACAACCAAUCUACUAAGUUUUACUACUGCAGACUUCUGUACGUAUGUUUGAUCUAAAAACAAACAAACAAAAAAACUCUUGUACAUAGCUGGAACUGACUAGAUUUUAGACUAUUCGCAUUGUCUGCUGUUAAUCUGACAAUCUAUUAUUUGUGGUGUCCCUUCAAAACUUUCCGCAGAUGUUCAUUCCAAGUCAAUACAAGAAUACAAAUAUCCUAUCCAAUUAACGCUCGAAGGAAAAGGGUUACAGGAGAAAGUUGUGUAUCAAAGUGUUUUAAUCUUAAAAUGUUAAUUACUUGUGCGCGUAGGGACUUGCACAAACUUAUGUUAUCUGCUUGCGGUGAUCAAGCUUUCUUUUUAAUAUACAUACACAUACAAUACAUCUGUGAUCGUUUUAAAGUUACAUUAAAUAUAAGAAAGAAAAGAACUUCAACUGAAUGUGUAAACUUUUAGUAACUUAUUUGAAGCGUAAGGGAGUUUUUAAGUUCUAAGUUCACCUGUUUGUUCAAACUGAACUGUUUAAAUAUAAUUGUUUUCUUGUUUGUAUUGUAUAUAAGGUUGGAAAUCUUGAAGGAAAGAAAGAAUUAAAGAAAAUACAAAACUAUCACUUACACAAACUGAAA